GAAGAAAGAAUCUUGUGUAUACGUGUUUUUUUCUUUACCUUCCUGCUGUUUACUCUUCUAUAUACAGCUGUGCAGACACGUUCACCGUAAGUGAUGUCGUCUCCCGCACCCGCGCUGAGCCCAGAGGACGACCUCCACAAGAAUGAAGAGGAGCAGACCGCCGUGGAGGUAGACGAGGCCAACAUCCCCGUGGACCCGCUGCUCACGUUGCUCUAUUUGCGCCACACGCUGACCUCUCAAUGGAGCUCCUCGGAGGAACGUGAGGCGGCCAAGACAGCCAUGAUGGAGGAGAUGGAAACACAUAAUAUGGCUCCGUACAUCCGCUUCGUCUGUGAGGCCCUCGGUCUCCCGCUCGACGAGGCGAAGCUGGAGGCAAUGGACGCGAUCAACGCCAAGAAGGUUGCCGCCUUCGACGCCAAGCUGCGAGAUGCCGUGGAUAACCUCGGCGACACGGAGGUGCGAGACGUGCUGCAGGCGAAGUGCGACCACUACGCCAGAAUCGGCGAUCUGGAGAUGUGCCUCAAAACAAAUGAGGAGUGCGCUGCCAAGACGCUCGCUGCAGGGCCGAGGCUCGACCUCUACUUCCAACGCAUUCGGCUCGGCAUUGCCUUCUCGGACAACGACAUUGCUGCGAAGGGCAUCACUGAUGCGCACCGGCUGAUGAAGGACGGUGACUGGGAGCGCCGCAACCGCCUGCGCGUGUACGAGGGCAUUUACUACGUUUUCAUCCGCGACUUCCGGCGCGGGUCUGCUCUGCUGUUGGACUCCAUCACCACGUUUGCGUCCGGCGAGCUCAUCUCUUUCCAGGACUUCGUCUUCAUCACCGUAGUGACCAGCCUGCCGGUGCUGAGCCGCACCGAGCUGCGCAAGCGCAUCGUGUACAGCCCAGAGGUGAACCGCGCCGGCGUGGACGACGUGCAUGAGUUGGUCAACUCCAUCUACGACUGCCAAUACAACAAGGUGUUCCCGAACCUCGAGGUGGUGUGCCAGCACCUGCGGAAGGUCGUGUACCUCUCCCCUCACAUCAGCUACUUCUUCCGCGAAAUGCGGGUGUUGGUUUUUACCCAGUUUCUGGACUCCUACAGCAGCGUCACGCUGGCGUCGAUGGGAACCGCCUUUGGUAUCCCGGUGGCGGCGCUGGACAACAUGCUGUGCACGCUGAUAUCCAACGAGCGUAUUGCGUGCAAGGUAGACCGCGUAGACGGCAGCGUCAAGACGUACCGCGGUGACACCACAAACUUUGAUUACCACCGCAUCGUGAAGAGCGGGGACCUUUUGCUGAACCGCAUUCAGAAGUUGUCCCGACUGGUGGAUAUGUAA
Messenger RNA from Leptomonas pyrrhocoris, 1320 nucleotides. Its product is annotated as putative proteasome regulatory non-ATP-ase subunit. NCBI's taxonomy places the organism in Eukaryota, Euglenozoa, Kinetoplastea, Trypanosomatida, Trypanosomatidae. Bases 94 to 1320 code for a protein of 408 amino acids. The transcript has a single exon. Gene Ontology annotation, biological process: proteasome-mediated ubiquitin-dependent protein catabolic process. The record is from RefSeq and is a predicted model, not a curated record.